This is a messenger RNA of Portunus trituberculatus (swimming crab), 984 nucleotides long. RefSeq names its product RWD domain-containing protein 1-like. The coding region runs from base 73 to 810 and encodes 245 amino acids. The transcript is spliced from 5 exons. The record is from RefSeq and is a predicted model, not a curated record. Lineage: Eukaryota; Metazoa; Arthropoda; Malacostraca; Decapoda; Portunidae. Gene Ontology annotation, molecular function: protein binding. Gene Ontology annotation, biological process: cytoplasmic translation.
CCGAACUCGUCCCUCUAGACCCAAACACGGGGCCUCAGUCACGCCGCCGAGUGCCUCCUCUCCUCCACCACCAUGACUGACUACAAGGAGGAGCAGAAUAACGAAAUCGAGGCGCUGGAGUCAAUAUAUCCCGAAGAAUUUGAAAUUUUAGAAAUAGAACCUCAACACAAGUUUAAGAUCAGAGUGCAGACAGAAGGGUCAGAUGUGACCAGUGACCUGGAGGUUGCUCCGGCGGCGAUAACCUUGAGGUUUGAGUACACACCAACCUAUCCUGAUGAGCCACCACUGAUGCAGGUGGUGCCUGAAGAAAACAUAGAGGAGGAGGAGCUAGAUGACCUGAGAGAACAGCUCCAAGAACAGUGUACGGAGAACCUUGGGAUGGUGAUGGUGUUUACGCUAGUCUCAUAUUCCCUAGAAUGGCUCACGACUCACAAGGAAAGCCUUGCGCGCACUGCCAAGGAAGAGAAAGAACGUAGGAAGUAUGAACAAGAAGAAGCAGAAAGGAAAAAGUUUGAAGGUACAAGAGUGACAGUGGAGACUUUCUUGGCAUGGAAAGCAAAGUUUGAUAAGGAGAUGCUGGCUCUGCGCUCAGAGAAAGAGAGAGAGGAUGAGAAGAAUAAGAAGUUCACCGGCAGGGAACUCUUCCAGAAAGACAACACACUUAAUGAAUCUGAUCUCACUUUUCUCGGAGAAGGGGAAGGAGAGGUGGCUGUGGAUGAGUCUCUCUUCCAAGACCUUGAUGACCUGGAGCUGGAGGAUGAGUACGAUGAGGACUACGUGCCGGGUGAUGACGACGGUCUCUCAGACUAAAAGGUGGUGGUGGUGGUGGUGGUGACUCUUACCAGCGCACUCUCGGUAUUACUUGUGAAUCCUUAGGCUUUUUCUUUUCCUUUUUUUCCCCAAUCUUACUUUGCUCAUUGCACACACACACACACACACACACACACACACACACACACACACACACACACACACACACACACA